Molecule: messenger RNA, 1574 nt
Organism: Salarias fasciatus (jewelled blenny)
Lineage: Eukaryota; Metazoa; Chordata; Actinopteri; Blenniiformes; Blenniidae
Gene: arl9
Product: ADP-ribosylation factor-like 9
Exons: 4
Coding region: 83-898 (271 amino acids)
Molecular function (GO): GTP binding; GTPase activity
Source: RefSeq, a predicted model, not a curated record
GCUUCUUAAUCCACUUGUUGAGGAAGAGCCGCAGGAAGCCGAAUGUGGCCGACAGUCGGGUAGCGGCGGCGUGUCGUGCACCAUGUCGGGUCUGAGAGCAGCCGGGAUCCUCGGAGCCUCCGUGGCGGCCGCGGCCGGGCUGGCCUACCUCCUCUGGGCACCGGGGUCCUCCUCCCGGCGGGGAGAGCAGCGGAGCGGGGGUCCUGCUGCCGGAGAGCCCGAAACACCCGCUGGCAGGGGAGAGGAGGAGGAGGAAGAAGAAGAAGAAGAGAGGAAAGAGGCUGCUAGAGAGCCCGAAACACCAGCUGAGAGGAGAGAAGAGGAGGAGGAGGAGAGGAGUGAGGCUGCUGGAGUUCUCCAAACAGCGGGCCGGCCUGUAGAGCCGGACGCCACGCAGGUCCUGGUUCUGGGUCUGGACGGCGCCGGGAAGAGCAGCCUGCUCCACUGCUUCGCCACCGGCAGCGUGAACGUGGACACGCAGCCCACCCAGGGCUUCAACGCCGUGUCCAUCAACAGAGACCGGCUGCACGUCGAGUUCCAAGAGAUUGGAGGUAAAGAAGACCUUCGCCCGUACUGGCGGCGCUACCUGUCCAAGGCGCUGCUGCUGGUGUUUGUUGUGGACUCGUCGGCUCCACAGCUCUUUCCCGAGGCUAAGAAGCAUCUACACGAGCUGCUGUCCUGUCGGCCCGGCCUGCCUCUCAUGCUUCUGGCCAACAAACAGGACCUCCCGGGAUCUCGCAGCAUCACGGACGUCCAUGAGGCGCUCUCUCUGUCCGACAUCGGAGAGCGCCAGCUGUUCCUGGUCGGUACGCAUGUGAGGAAGGGCGACACAGAGUUGAGCUCAGGCGUCCAGGACGCCUGGGAACUCAUCAUCCAGACGAUUUGUGGCGACAGAUGAAACAUGCACUGCUUUGUUUUUACUCCUCUGUUUUUGGUCACUUCUUUGUACUUUUUGGAACUUGACAGUGGACUGCAGGGCUUUUAUUCUUUUAGACGGUGGUAUGUUUUAUCCGUAGAUGUUGAAGCUGAAAUUGGGCUGAUCUCGUUACUCGUUACGUAAAAGUUGUUCUGAUCAUUUUGAAACGUCUGAAGCAAAGAAUUGUGGGUGAGAUGGUGACAUCUUUCUGUCCCACUGAUUCAGAUGUCAAAAAGAUUUCAGUUCUCUUAAUGUCAAACACUAGAAGAAGUGUUUAGUGCUACAAGGUCAAGAAGAAGGUCAGGUGUGUGUGUGUGUGUUCUGUUGGGACUUGGUCUGCUGGUUGUCAGAUUGGAGGCUGCUGCUCAGUCGUCGGGACGGGAGCUGCUGCUGGUUCAAGCUUUACAAGGAGACACGCUCUUCUUACCAGAGGACUGUCAUCCUCUGAUUUACAUUGUCUUUGUUUUUUGAGAAAAUUCGCUGUAUUUUUAGAUGCAACUUUGUUUGGAAAUUUGACUCUUCUGAGAUUUAAAAAAAAAUUUCAGUCACACAGAACUAUGAUGAUUUGUGAUAUACGUGGUCCAAAGGACUUUGAUACCAAAACCCGUAUUCUUUCAUAUCUUGUCAUAUCUAAUGUUUCCACAUUUCAAUAAAUGGU